This is a messenger RNA of Dermacentor andersoni, 4232 nucleotides long. RefSeq names its product DNA repair protein rad50 (gene rad50). Gene Ontology annotation, biological process: chromosome organization involved in meiotic cell cycle; telomere maintenance via recombination; telomere maintenance via telomerase. Gene Ontology annotation, molecular function: G-quadruplex DNA binding; single-stranded telomeric DNA binding; double-stranded telomeric DNA binding. The record is from RefSeq and is a predicted model, not a curated record. NCBI's taxonomy places the organism in Eukaryota, Metazoa, Arthropoda, Arachnida, Ixodida, Ixodidae. Gene Ontology annotation, cellular component: condensed nuclear chromosome; nucleus; Mre11 complex.
ACAAGCAGGCGCUGCGGGCGUUUCUCCUUGCGCGGGAACGUGCGCCGGUUCUCGCCUGCUAGGCGGCGCUUAGUUUUGUUUUUACGAAGUUGACUACUGCCUCGAAAUGUCGAUGCUUGAAAAGCUACAGAUUCAAGGCAUCAGGAGCUUCGGUCCGCAAGAAGCUGACAGACAAGUUAUGACGUUUUUUUCCCCGCUAACGCUGAUUUUGGGUAGCAAUGGCACGGGCAAAACGACCAUCAUUGAGUGUCUGCGCAACGCGACCACGGGGGACCUGCCGCCGGGUCAAGGAAAAGUGUUCAUCCACGACCCCAAGCUCAACCGUGAGACGGAAGUGAACGCACAGAUUAAACUAAAGUUUAUUGACGUCACGGGCUGCGCCAACGUGUUGACGCGAAGUUUCCUUUUGCGUCAAAACAAGACGAAUACUGCGUUCAAGACCGUCGACACUGCUCUUGUGCAGUACGCCAAAGACGGCACAAGAACCACUGCCACGCCGAGGUGCUUUGACGUCGGUGCCACUGUAAUCGAACUGUUGGGUGUCCCGCGUGCCAUAUUGGAGAACGUCAUCUUCUGUCACCAGACGGAUUCCAACUGGCCGCUCUCGGAAGGACUGGCGCUUAAGACCAAGUUUGACAACAUAUUCGCGGCCACCCAGUACAUAAAGGCCCUGGAGCAAAUCCGCAAGCAGAAAAUUGAGUACACAAACGGUAUGAAGAUGAUGAAGGAAACCAUCAAGUAUCUGCGAGCGAACAAGGAAAAGGCCGACGAAUACGAGGAAGAGGUCACCAAGUGCGAGCAGCGCCUUGAAGACUGUGCCAGCACGAUACGCGAUAUUCAGGAGAGCCUGGAACCGCUGAGCGCUGCUUGGAAGGCACUUGAAGACAAGCUGGACAAAGAACGAAGCCUUCAACAAAAGCUCUCCGCUGAAAAGGAGCAGCUUCAGUACACAGAAAAUGAGAUAAAGCGCAUCACGGUAAACUUGAAAGACGUUUUCACUGGUUCCGAAGAGCAGUUGAAGCAGGAGAUUGAAAACUUUGAAGUACAGAUGCUGGAGGACAAAGCAUCUCUCGAGAAGGAAAAGACUGCCCUGCAAGAGGCGUCUUCACUAAUGAGUAAGAAUAGUGAUGAACACAAAAAACUGCUGCCCAUAUUGGGUCAUCUGCAGAGCGAACAACAAGCUGUGCAGGAGACAUCGCAGAAAGUAGAAGCAAAGUUGGAGCGAUUGAACAAGAGCCAGUGUCUAAAUGUUGACGUCAUGUCGAGUGACUCUCUCAAGGACAAAGUUGUGGCUGUCCUGGCUGGACUUGACAGGAAAAAGAAAGAAGCCCAAAGACGCUUUGAGGACUCGAAGCAGGAAAGGGAGGAACAGGAAAAGGCCCUGCAGGGAACUAUAGAUUCUGUGCGAGAGCAGAAGUCAAAGUGUGAGCAGAAGUUGGAAUCUGCACGAAAGAGCAUUGAUGAGAACAGUAAAGAGAUUAUGAGGAUUCGUAAGGAACUCCUUGAUGCCAAGACCUACAGCUCAAAGGUAAGAGAACUCAACAGUGAGAUCGAGAGGUUCAGACAGGAGAUCAGGGCUCUUGAAGGGGAGGACACACGGGAAGGUCUUAGGGAGAAGAUUGACAGCAGCCAAGUGUUAAAAGAUGAAAUUGCAGUAAAGCUGGACAAACUGAAUGCAGACCUCCUGAAUGCCCAACGUUUCAGUAAAGAACAAGCAGAGCUCGAGAGGAUCAGACAAGACAUUGAAGAGAAGUCUGCUGACCUUAAAUCACUUAUGACAGAGAACGAGACAAAGUUUGUAGAGCUUCUUGGCAGCAUGCCCACAUCAGACUAUGGAAAAUGUGUGAGAGAAAAGACUGCCCAAGUUGAAAGCGAUGUCAGCUGCCUCCGGAGUACAGUAAGCAAGCUUCAUGCUAAACAGAGCUCUUUGGAAGCACAGCUUAAGAUGCUGGCUGAGGACUUGAGAAACAAAGAAGGCGAGCUUGAAAAAAGCCGGAAAAAGAUUGUUGCGGUUUGUGGUUCCGAAAACUUGGAUGAAAGUAUCAGCGACCUGAGUCAGUUCAUUGAAAGGGCUCGUGAAGAGACUGGGUCAUUGAGUGGUAGCCUUGCCAUGUACACGAGAUAUGUUAGGUCUCUGAAGGCAAAACCAUGCUGCCCUCUUUGCAAACGAGAUAUUGAUGACAGAGGAUUGGCUGCGAAGCUUGUUGCUGAUUUGGAGAGGAGCAUCAACACGAUCCCCCUCGAUGCAAAAAAAAAAUCUGACGAGAUCUCUGAGAAGGAAAACCUCUUCAAUGCUAUGCAACGGCUGAAAGGUGACGAAACAAAGAUGGCACAGUUGAGGACUUAUGAAAUUCCGAAGCUGAAGCAGAAGAUUGAGAAACUGAAAGCAGAGCGUGCAUCCCUAGAUGCUCAGCUAGGCAAGGAGGAAGAGAUUCUGGAUAGUCGCCAGUUUGACUUGGCUCUGGCCAAUUCCAUGGCAAGUGAAGCCGAGCGCAUUGAUCGCCUGGAACUUGACAUAGACUCGCUCCGACGCAGCCUGGCAUCCAAGUCGCCCAGAGUGCAACAGCUGGGCUCCAUGAAGUCCACAGAAAGCAUUCUCUCUGAAAUACAGGACCUCACAAACCAAGCCAAGGCAUGGGAUAAGAACCUGCAUGCCUGCCGUUCCAAGCUGGAGCAGUUCCACAACCUGGACAUGUCUCUCAAGGAUGCUCAGAGUGCAAAGUUGAGAUUUGAGUCAAAGAUGAAGGAGGAGUCGAUUUUGCAUGAACAAAAGACUAAACUGGAGUCGGAAAGUGUGACACUGAAGAGUUCUUUGGAAGAACUCAGAAGAGAGCUGCAAGAGCACCAACGCCGACUGGACAGGGCACAAACGGUCAAAAGCAGCGCAGUAGGUGAGACGGAGAACCUGCUGGACAGACUGCGGUCAGAGGUCAGCCAGCGUGCACUAGAAAUGGAGGACCUUCGGAAGCACUUCGACAAGAUCCAAGAGUACAGUGCCAGCGGAAACCCCCAGAGGCUGCUAGAUGUGAGGAAGAAGCUUGAGGCACUGAAGGAAUUUGGCCAGAAACUAGAAACUGAGAAGGAAGAAAAGGCUGCUCUCGUGAGACGCCUAGAGCAAGGUCUGUCACGCCAGGAACUGAGAGAGCGCGAGCUCAAUGACAAUUUGCAUCUGAAGGAGCUCCAGAAGAGGAAGCUGCAGCAUGUAGACAAGAUGGCAGAAAUCAGGGAUGACAUGAGGCGCUCCGGGUUGGGCAACGUUGAUGCCGAGAAGCACAAAAUUGCAGAAAAGAUUGAGAAGCUCAAGAGGGACAAGAGAGCAGCUGAGAUACGAGAAGGCGAGCUCAGAGUGAAGAUUGAUGCUGCUAAGAAGGAGCUCAGCGGUCAUUUCAAGGAUGCUGGAAAAAAGUACACGAAAGCCUUGACAGAGAUGCACGUAAAAGAGUUCAUCAGCAAGGACCUUGACAUGUACUAUCGAGCUGUCAACUAUGCAGUGCUGAAGUACCAUGAGCAGAAGAUGAAGGACAUCAACCGAGUCAUCAAGGAGCUCUGGCAGGACACCUACUGUGGCGAAGACAUUGACUACAUACAGAUCAGGACCGACACCGACGAAAAGGGCCUCGAGUCAUCUCGCCGUGCCUACAACUACCGAGUGGUCAUGGUGAAGGGAAAGGUGGAACAGGACAUGCGUGGUCGCUGUAGCGCAGGGCAGAAGGUGCUCGCGUCACUAAUAAUUCGACUCGCACUUGCCGAGAACUUCUGCCAUAACUGCGGCAUACUCGCUUUGGACGAACCUACCACAAACCUGGACCGAAGUAACAUCCAUGGCCUCGCAUUGUCACUGGGAAAGAUUGUGCAGGCACGUAUGAGCCAACGAAACUUCCAGAUGAUUGUCAUUACCCACGAUGAAGAGUUCAUGCGGCUUUUGAGUGAGCGCAAUGGUUACGCCGAGUACUUUUACAAGGUUGAGAAGUCUGAAGAUGGCUGCUCACGCCUGCAUAAGUGCCGACUCAGUACCAUCAUGUAGCCUUCGGAUUUGAAAAAUCCUGCAAGUAGUUGUGUUCCACGAGACUUUUACAAAAAUGAGUGACCACAUGUACACAUGUAGGGAUGUGAACGUGUUCAAAGGAGCAGCAAGGCUGUUUGUUAUGACUGUUGUUAUGAAAGGAUUCAUGUUUAGUUUGUAAAUUAAAUUGUAUGCUGUGCCUUAGCCAUUAAACAUUACAUGUACUUCA